Molecule: messenger RNA, 816 nt
Organism: Myzus persicae (green peach aphid)
Lineage: Eukaryota; Metazoa; Arthropoda; Insecta; Hemiptera; Aphididae
Exons: 2
Coding region: 194-697 (167 amino acids)
Molecular function (GO): protein binding
Source: RefSeq, a predicted model, not a curated record
GUCAGUUGUAUAGCCGUAUAGGUACUAAUACAUAUUGUAUUAUAUACAUAACAGUGAUUUGGUAAUAACCAUACAAAAACAAAACUAAGCGUCCUUGACUAGAUUUAGUAACAUUUAUUUUUGUUUGAAAACACAGCAGACAGUAAAAUUGAUAGUUUGAUAGUUUAUAUUCUUAGUAGUUUGAAUUAACAGUAUGUAUAAGACAAGUGUGUUAUGGUUGUGUGCUCUACUGUGGUCAGUUGGACUAGCAGUCACACCGAUACCAUCGCGGUCACCAGAUAAAAAUAAUAAUGUUGACUGUACAGGACCGAUUGCAUUUACAUCAACUGGGAGUACAUCAGUCCAUUCUACAGGUCUGGUAGCGUAUAAACAGAAUGUUGUUAACCUAGCUGUUACAUGGGAUCGUGAGGUUGGUGUCUAUACUUGUGCUUGUUCCGGCCUCUAUCAAUUUUCUUUUUCUGGUUCCACCGAAGAAAACACAAGGAUGGUGUUGAAGAAAAGAUUAAACAAUGGUAAACAGUGGACACCAAUUAUAGCAACAAAACCAGGCGGUGGAUCAGCUACAAUAUUUUUGGAAGUAGAGAGUGGAGAUCAAGUAGCUGUGUAUUUGGAUGGGAAUUCAAAAAAAUUCAACGCUAGACAUGAACAAGGUGUAGAGGUUACAUCGUUCAGUGGUUACAGAGUAGCAAAAUCUUAGUAAAAAUUAAGUGUUGUUUGACUUACCAACAACAAAAUACAAAAUUUGUAUUAGCAUUAAUAUAAUAGGUACCUAAAAUUUAAAAAUAAAAAGUUCUGAACAGCAAUUUAUACUGAAAA